Messenger RNA from Staurois parvus, 297 nucleotides. The record is from the annotation of a GenBank genome assembly. Lineage: Eukaryota; Metazoa; Chordata; Amphibia; Anura; Ranidae.
UAUCCAACACCUUUAGAGAAACAUGUUACAGCUGUCAAAACGGUGGAAGAACAAUCGGACCCAGAAACAGGAAUUGUGUACAGGCGGAGGAUUGCAACAUGCAAUAAUGUUGUUCCAUCGUUUCUACAAAAGUGGGGUAUCUUAAAAGUGGCAAAUAUAUACAUGGAAGAAGAGUCGUGGCUGGAUAUGAAAUCAAGAGUGAUGACUCUAAAGAGCCGCUGCUUAACAUGGGCCCAGUAUGCAUCUAUGAAUGAGGAGUCUGUGUACAGGGAAUGUGAAGAGAAUCCCAACUGGUAA